Molecule: messenger RNA, 573 nt
Organism: Dovyalis caffra
Lineage: Eukaryota; Viridiplantae; Streptophyta; Magnoliopsida; Malpighiales; Salicaceae
Source: the annotation of a GenBank genome assembly
AUGAUGAAUUAUUCAUCAGAAAUGGUUACAUGUUUGUUCUACUUCUUGUUCAUUCUCUUCCUUGCUGGCCAUGGAGCAAGCUUGGAUUGCAUAAGAUCUUGUGGGAAGCAUGGCCCUAAAAUCCGAUUUCCUUUCCGAAUCAAGGACAAGCAAGCAGACCACUGUGGCUAUCCUGGUUUUGAUCUAUCCUGCUCAGAGGGAAAGGAUACGAUGCUUGAGCUGCCAACUGGAGUGAAACUCCGCAUUGAAAGAAUCGAUUAUAGACAUCAAGUUAUUCAUGCAAGGGAUUCUCAAUGUUUCUUUCUAAGGCGUUUGAACUUCAGUUUAUCUGCGUCUCACUUCCAAAUUAAGGAUGAUUGGAUGUGUAAUCAGACCUUAUUCAAUUGUUCUUCUAAUGGGGAAAGAUCUCCGAACAUAGUUAAAAUCCCAUGUCUGAGUACUUUUCACCACGAAGUUUAUGCUGCUGAAUCAAGUCAUUCUAAAACUAUUUACUACCUUUGUCUUGGUCCAAUCCAAGUUGUGGAUCUUCGGAAACUGAAUGCUACAACAUUCACGAGCAAACUAAAGGUGUAA